Molecule: messenger RNA, 2662 nt
Organism: Morus notabilis
Lineage: Eukaryota; Viridiplantae; Streptophyta; Magnoliopsida; Rosales; Moraceae
Exons: 5
Coding region: 229-2586 (785 amino acids)
Source: RefSeq, a predicted model, not a curated record
CAGUCACACGUAGCUUUCUUUGUUUCUUCUCUUUGGUUGCACCAUAUUAUUCUUUUGUGCUAAAUCACCUCCCUCAAUCUCGCAGCAUCACACCACAAAUUUCGCUGUCCACAAGUGGAGCGUCAAUUUUCCCCAAUGAAUUUCGAUUGAGAAAUUCUAAUACAACUUUGCUUAGGAUUGAGAAAGGAAAGAAGUAGAAAGAAUUAACCCCAGAAGUUGAUUGAAUUGAUGGGCACCAGAAACUUUCUCGUCAUCAAAACCCAUUUGGAUUUGCUUCAUAAGCGUCUCUUAAACAGGGUUGCGUACGGAAAUAUGGUUGGGGUUGUUGGUUCCAUCUGGGUUUUUGUUUGGGAUUAUUUAUAUUUUGUUUUUGGUUUCAUUGCUAGAUAUCUUUUCAGAUUGGAGGCAAAUGAUGAGAAGAACAAGGGUGAUCUUAAGUGUGCAGAUAUUGAUGUGUUCGGAGAAAAAGAGGUUGAUUUUCAUGUCCAGAACAGGUCAAAAGAUGAUCAUGAUGAAAGCGAAGAAGUUAGUAAGGAUUGUGAUGUUUUGGAGAGUUCCUCAGGUACAAACACAACAAACAAGUAUGAGUUCUUUUCUUCAAUGGACAUCAAUGGCUUCUUGGAAGAGCCUAAAGCUCUGAGCUUCACCGUUCAAGAACUCUACUUGGGCUCCAACGAGUUUAGUACUAUUUUUCCUGAUUACCAAAUUCCCAAAAACCAAUUCUCUUCCGAGGAGGAUUUUCUCUCUUCAAAUUCAGAAGCAGAGGAAGCUGUUGGUGUUGAAGAAUCAGAGGAUGUGAAACUAGUGAAGGAAUUACCCGAAAUUGAAACUUCGAGUAUCAAAGAAGUCUUAGAGAAACAAGAAGAAGAAGAAGAGCAACAGAAGGAAUUAUCCAAAACCGAAACUUUGAGUAUUGAAGAAGACUUAGACAAACAACAAGAAGAACAAGAGAAGGAAUUAUCCAAAACCGAAACUUCGAGUAUUAAAGAAGUCUUGGCCAAAGGAGGAGAAGACGAAAAUUCUCCUGAAACCGAGCUUUCUGAAAUGGAUCAUGAUUUCUCCAAAGAUAUCGAAUCAUUUUCGGAAACUCACUCCUCACCUUCUUCUGAUGCAAAACCAGUACCUAAUAAUAUUUCAGGUGAUGUGUCAUCAAGUGAUGAAGAAACGUUUAUUAUUCAUUCCAAUAUCAAUUAUGAAUUUGAAGACUUUAAGCCUGUAAACAACAUUCAGGCCAUUGAAGAAAAUGAGAAGAAAUUAGGGAAUGUUGAGGGAUUUCUUUCAAAAGAACACACAGAUUUUGAUGAUGAGGAGGAAUACAUAGAAUUAGAACCCCGUGAUGCAAAAAGUCCGAAAUCUUUCUCAGCGGAAAAAUGUUCUGUAAAAUUUGAGGACCAAUAUGAAGAAAAAGAAAAAGAAGAGAGCGUGAAUUGUGAAGGUAAGAAGCUGGAGUUUGCUUGGGAACAUGAGGAUAUAAUAGAACAGCUCAAAUGGGAACUGAGGAAUGCUAGAACUGGAGGACUGCCCACCAUUUUCGAAGAGGAAUCGGAUUUGGAAUCGCCGAAGAAAGAAGAUGAUCAUCGUGUGAAUUUGAAGCCCAUGAAGAUUGAGUUGAAGUUUGGUUACAAAGAUCGGAUUGAAGAGAUCCAGAAAGUGUACAGAAUGUAUGCAGAAAAGAUGAGGAAACUUGACAUCUUGAAUAACCAGACCAUGCAUGCAAUUGGUUUUCUGCAGCUGAAAGACCAAUUCAAAUCAAUACCAAAUCAAAAACCUACUGUUCCAAUUAUUAAGAGCUUACUACCACGCAAACUACGAAAAGAAGGUGACUCAAUUCUUAAAUACACUGGAAAGUUGCAAGACGACUUUGAAUUGGUGUAUGUAGGACAAGUUUGCCUGUCUUGGGAAAUCCUUCAUUGGCAGCACAGGAAAAUCCAAGACUUAUUCCAAAACGACGACGCUCGAGGCUCUCAUCAGUACAACAUAGUCGCCUCCGACUUUCAGCUUUUUCAAGUGCUACUUCAGCGAUUCGUAGAGGAUGAAUCAUUUCAAGGACCAAGAGUUCAAAACUACGUUAAGAAUCGAUGUGUUAUUCGUAGCCUCAUGCAAGUUCCCGCCAUAAAAGAUGAUUGUGUGAAGGAUAAGAAGUACUUAAUGGAAGGGAAUGAAGAUGCAAUUUUUUGUGAGACUUUGGAAAAAAUCAUUGUGGAAGCAAUGUUUACAUUCUGGGAAUUUCUUCGGAAAGACGAAAAGAGCAAUAACUUAAAGUUUGCUCAACAAACUGCGACUGACCCCGUUGACUCUAAGCUUCUGAUGGGCAUAAAGAAAGAAUUUCAAAAGAAAGAGAGAAAGGUUAAGGACAUACAGAGGAGUGGGAAUUGUGUGGUGAAGAAGCUCCAAAAGCAGCAAGGAGGCGGGCUUCAACACGCAUUGUUUUUGGCUCAAGUUGAGUUGAGACUUGUUUCAAGAGUGCUAAGUAUGUCAAGAUUAACUAGAGAUCAGUUAAUUUGGUGUCAGCAAAAACUAAACCAGAUCGGUUUCGUUAACAGAAAGGUUCACAUGGAAGCUUCGUUUUUGCUUUUUCCAUGUUGACAUUGUAACUAAUAUUCUGCCUCGGUAUUUAAUUUGCUCAAUACAGAAAUAAUAACAUUAGGUUUUGGAUAUAGCA